Molecule: messenger RNA, 837 nt
Organism: Oikopleura dioica
Lineage: Eukaryota; Metazoa; Chordata; Appendicularia; Copelata; Oikopleuridae
Source: the annotation of a GenBank genome assembly
AUGGCAGAACCUACGACUGGCGGUUUUAUGAGCACUACGCAGGCGGCUGUGAUUUUGACCGAAUCGAUGGCGGAACUCAACAGUAGUUCUCCAGUCAUUCCAGAGACUGUAAUGCCGACUGAAGCUUUCUUGACGACCACAGGGAGUGAAGACUUUAUUACGAACGCAACUUCUAUUGCAGCAACACAGACAUCGAAAGUGAAUUUCGUCGAGUGGGAUUUGGACUUGGAUAUUCGAAACACAAUCAGCUCAAAUGCGGGAUGGGAAAUCGCCUUUGCCUGGAUAACCAUCAUCUUCGCCGUCGUUAUCGCCCUCUAUGGCCCCUACGUUUUCGGCUCUGAUAGAUUGAUCACUGGAAUGAACGUCGCUACCGAAAUGAUGGAGUUUUUCUUCCCUGUCCAGUACGUCGGCAAACCAGCUUCAGAAAAAAUAACAUACUACUCUCACGAAGCAUAUGUCUCGAAGAUACGAAGAUUUUCCCUCUACAUUGCUCUUACCAUGACUGGAAUCUCCCUUUUUGAGUACAUGGUCGGUCAAAUCGGCAGCUGCGCUUUGGCUGAUCACGAAAACGGCGGAGGAAGUCCAACGGCGCUUCAUGCUCACGUGGUUCUCUGCGUUUUCGCCGGCGUUUUGUCCUUCUCCCUGACCGUUGCCGCCAUGUUGAUGUUCAAACGCGGCUUUCUUCCUGAAGUGAUGAUGGUCUACGGAAUUCGCAAUGCUUUCAUGGUCUUUUUCUUUACAUCUACUUGGGUGCAUGCGAUGGGUUUUGACAAGAAAAUGAACGACUCGCUGAAUUCAUUAAAAUCCGGCAUUGACGACUUCCGCGGGAACUUUUAA